CUGCUCAGAGUGUGACCGUAGUUGAGUAUAACAAAAAUAGAAAAUUUUUCGGGAGAGUAGCUGAUGUUAAUUUACCUUUGCAGCAAAUACAUUUUUAACAGCAAGUUGUAAUAAAUAAAAAGACAAAGUUAGUUAGCAUAAAGCCGUCAAAAGUGCUUGUGUUUGGUACAAAAGUGUAACUCGAAUAAAAUUACAAUUUUUACAAAAAAUACCCAAAAUCUUUCGGAAAUACUAGCGCACACACACACGCAUACACAGAAACGCUGUAACACGUACUCGCGUCGAGCAUAAAAAAUUGUAAUUGUAAUCCAAAAAACAAAGGUGCAAUUUAACUUGAUUUGCAAACUAAAUUGAAGUUGUAUAGUGUUAGUUACGCAGCGACAAUUUGUUAAAUUGUGAAUUGAACGUUUUUGCUUUGAUAGCGAGUGCAAUUAAAAAGAGCGCAGCUUCAACUGCGCAAAUGGCACAUUAGAGGACGACAAACAGCAACAGAGAGUGAGAGAGAGAGAGGGAGACGGAGAGAAGAAGAGAGAGUGACACAGAGAGCGAGCGAGCAACGAUCCAGGGAUGGAUGAUCUGUCGCAGGGCGACAUUUGUCGCGUUUGCCGCUGCGAGGCAUUGCCAGAUCGCCCGCUCUUCUAUCCAUGCAUUUGCACGGGCAGCAUAAAAUAUAUCCACCAGGAUUGUUUAAUGCAAUGGAUGCGUUACUCGCACAAGGAAUAUUGUGAACUAUGUGGACAUCGCUUCAGUUUUCAGCCGAUUUAUGCGCCCGAUAUGCCGCGAGUGUUGCCACUGCGCGAUGUUUUGGUGGGUUUAAUGUCAGCUGUUUUGGAAGGCGCCAGAUGUUGGCUACAUUAUUCACUGGUGGGCAUGGCCUGGUUUGGUGUGGUUCCCCUUUCGGCCUAUCGCACCUAUCGCUAUCUCUUUCGCGCUAGCUCAUUUGACAUGAUCCUGUCGCUGCCAUUCGAUAUAUUUUCUAUGGAGAAUCUGGCGGCGGAUGCAUUUCGUGGUUGCUUUGUGGUCACCUGCACCUUGCUAUCAUUUAUUGGUCUGGUCUGGCUACGCGAGCAGAUACUACAUGGCGGCGGACCCGAUUGGUUGGAACGCGAAGAGGCUGCACCAAAUCCGGCGCCGGCUGCGGCUCCGGCUGCUCAACCCGCUGCUGCCGCUGCUCCACCCGCUGCUCAGGCUGCUCAACCCGCUGCUGCCGCUGCUGCUGCGGCGCCACAGGAUGACAACAACAAUGGCGAAGCUCCUGCCGAGCUGCCUGCCAAUAAUCCCGAACCCGCUGUGCCGGAAAAUGAUGAACAGAACUGGAAUCCCAUGGAAUGGGAUCGUGCCGCCGAAGAGCUCACCUGGGAGCGUUUACUGGGUCUAGAUGGUUCGCUGGUCUUCUUGGAGCAUGUCUUCUGGAUCAUCUCACUAAAUACCAUGUUUAUUUUUACGUUCGCAUUUUGUCCGUAUUGUGUGGGCAACUUUAUACUGAGUUCCAUGGAUCUGUUGCAGCCGGAGAAGCCUCUACUGCAUUUCCAUGGAUUGAUAACGACGCUCUUUGGUUAUUGCUGCAUUGGAUUGACGCUAGUGGUGCUACAUUUCCUGGCACGGGUCUUUCGAUUACGCAGAAUCUGCUGGUUCAUUGGACUCUGUUAUAUUGUGGUGAAGGUAUCGCUGCUUUCCGUCGUGGAGAUUGGCGUGCUCCCGCUAAUCUCCGGCUGGUGGUUGGACAUUUGUUCGUUGCCGCUGUUGGAUGCCAGUUUGAAGGAUCGCAAGGCUAGCUUUAAGGCUGCUCCGGGUACUUCGCUUUUUGUCCACUGGAUGUUUGGCAUGGUCUAUGUUUACUAUUUUGCCGCCUUUAUAUCGCUGCUUCGGGAGGUUUUGCGUCCUGGUGUCCUCUGGAUCUUUCGCAAUGUCAACGAUCCGGAUUUCAGUCCCAUUCAGGAAAUGAUUCAUGUUCCCAUUGUGCGGCAUGUGCGUCGUUUGGUCGCCUCCGCCAUGAUCUUUGGCUUUGCGGUGCUGCUGAUGCUCUGGCUUCCAAUACGCAUCCUACAAGUGGUCUGGCCCAAUUUCUUGCCCUACGCCUUGAGCGGCGACUCCGAGGUGAAUGAUCUCAGUCUGCAACUGCUUCUCCUGCAGAUUGUGCUACCGGGAUUCUUCGAGCAGACGCAGACUCGCAUCUGGCUGAAGGGAUUACUGCGGAUCUGGUGCACAGCUGUCGCCUGGUUGCUGGGCAUUCGCAGCUACCUGUUGCCCGCUCCAGAGCCAGCAGCUGAGGAGGCAACGGCCGAAGACGCUGUCAAUCAAGCAGCUGAAGCGGGCGAAGAUGGAGGAGAAGCUGCUCCCGCUCCCGCUCCGGCUGCUGCAGCACCAGCUCCUCCUCCGCCGCCACCACCAGAGCCGGCACCACCGCGUAACUUGGCAGCUGCUCAUCAGGCGAUCAUGCAACGUGAAUUACCUGUAGGAUUCCAACCCUACGAACGUCCCUCGUUCUUUGCUUUGCGAUUGUGUGCGCUGUUAUCGUUGAUGUGUCUAUCGAUUGUUUGUGCUGCCAUGUUGAUGUUGACAGUGCCAGUUUAUAUAGGCAGACGUCUGAUGAUGUUGUGGACAGGACAGCCGGGGGAUAAGGCAGCCGUGGGAAUACCAGGUGACUUGCCAGCAGCUCCAGCUGAUCCCGAGGUGGCACGUAAAAACGAGCGUUUGUUGCGUCCCCAUGAGCUGUACACCGCUGAGAUUGGCGGCUAUCUCUGCUGGAUUGUGUCCCGUGGCAUUGCUGUGGUGGUGACACUCCUGCCACAAGGACGUGCUGCGAUUUUGAACAAGCUGAAGCAUUGGGCACGAGUUGCCCUGCAGUAUGCAUUGCCUGUAUUGACGCUAUUGGGGAUCUUUGUGCUUGUGCCGUUGCUCUUUGGACUGCUGCUGGAACAGGUGGUGGUGAUACCACUGCGUGUACCCUUACGCAAUACACCCAUACACUUUUUGUGGCAGGAUUGGGCGCUGGGUGUGCUCUAUACCAAAAUAGCGAUUGCCUUGACGUUGAUGGGUCCGGAUUGGCAUUUGAAAAGGGCUUUGGAACGUGCUUAUACGGAUGGCUUGAGAGAUUUCGAUUUGAAAUUUGUUAUGCGUGAUUUGGCGGUGCCGGUGGUGACCACAUUUGGUCUGGCAUUGGCCAUACCCUAUGUUAUUGGGGGCUCCAUCAUGCCGAUGUUCUUUGCGCGUGCCGAGGAUCGUCGUUUUAUAGGGCGCAUCGUUUAUCCCAUCAGUUUUAUACUUGUGGGCAGCGUUUGCUUUGUGCUCUUCCAGAUCAAGCAGCUGAAGAAGCUGUAUUUGUCCAUCAAGGUGGACAAAUAUCUGGUGGGGCAGCGACUGGUCAACUAUGAGCAUCGCAAGAAGCAGCAGCAGGCAGCACAGGAGCUGAAGGCACGCCAGGAGGCAGAGAAUCAGGAAAGAGCUGCCGCUGCCGAACCCGAACCCGAACCCCAACUGGAAGCCGAUCCUUUGAUCAAUCUAGCCGAACAGGCGGCUUUACAUGCACGACGACGACGCGCCCAAAUGCCACGCCCCCUGAUCGUGGAUGCCAAUGAGGAGCUGCUCUAGGGUUACGUUUACUUUAUGUGCAUGUUCAUAAUGGAAUCCCUGCUGCUGUAUCUCUGUUUAAGUCAUCUGCUGCAUCUACACACACUUGUACACCUGGAGGAGCAUCCAACACAGCCACAACCUCAGCCAGUUGCCGAUCUUGUAGAUCUUGUAGAUCUUGCUGAUCUUGCUGAUCAGCAGCAGUUGUAAAAUUUGCAAGUUGAGCAACAAAUUCAACUAUUGUUUUCAUUUUUUUUAUAUAUUUUUAGUUUUCCUUUUCUAUUGUUUUGUUAGACUUGAUUUUUCUUUAAACUGUACAAUACUUUAAGCCAAGCCGGAUAUAGCCAAUAGUUAAUCAUUAAAUCUACUGAUUUUCUAUAUAUUAUAAUA
Messenger RNA from Drosophila innubila, 3960 nucleotides. Its product is annotated as E3 ubiquitin-protein ligase MARCHF6. The record is from RefSeq and is a predicted model, not a curated record. The transcript is spliced from 3 exons. Gene Ontology annotation, molecular function: zinc ion binding. Gene Ontology annotation, cellular component: endoplasmic reticulum membrane. Lineage: Eukaryota; Metazoa; Arthropoda; Insecta; Diptera; Drosophilidae. Bases 568 to 3591 code for a protein of 1007 amino acids.